Mus musculus (house mouse) is the source of this 1511-nucleotide messenger RNA. It is a transcript of the gene Tmem11, whose product is annotated as transmembrane protein 11. The transcript is spliced from 3 exons. Gene Ontology annotation, biological process: mitochondrion organization. The record is from RefSeq and is marked validated. Gene Ontology annotation, cellular component: mitochondrion; mitochondrial inner membrane. NCBI's taxonomy places the organism in Eukaryota, Metazoa, Chordata, Mammalia, Rodentia, Muridae. Bases 601 to 1131 code for a protein of 176 amino acids.
CGUUCUGGGAGCCCAAGGACGUCCAGGCGGUGGGCGCAGCGACUCGCACUUUGCGACUUGAAGACUCUUUCCUAAGGCGGAUCCCACCCCCUCGCCCUCUUGCGCGCGGCAGCUUACAGCAGGCUUCCGGCGUGAGGUAUUGUGGGCAGUGUAGUCCUUCUCGCAACCUCCCACCUCGUCCGCGCGGCUCACGGGACUACGUUUCCCUUCGGCUCCCGCGCGCCCUGAGCCGCGUCGGCUCCAGCCCCCGACGAACCGAGAGUCUCCAAGAUGGCCGCGUGGGGAAGGAGGCGUCUGGGUCCGGGCGGCGGCGGCUCCCGAGAGAGGGAAACAACAGUAUUUGUAAUGAAGAACGUCAAACUCUGAGCUGUAACCUGAAUUCUUGUCCAAAAUUGAGCAUACUGACAGCAAGCACAGCAAACAGAUUGCCGUUUGUCCUGCUGGCCUCUUUGAGGCACACUUAUCCAUCUAGGAAAGCAGAGCAGGUAUCUGUGUUCUACCACCUGGGUGUCAGCCUGGACCAGCUCUCAGACAGCCCUGCUUGGCCUUUCAUGGCUUACUUGGUGCUGCUCAGAGCUCCUGAGCAUCUCUGAGAUCUCCAUGAGUGUUGGAAUGGUCAGCCUCUCAGCUACAGACUGCUACAUUGUGCACGAAAUCUACAGUGGGGAGAACGCCCAGGACCAGUUUGAGUAUGAGCUGGAGCAGGCGCUGGAAGCCCAGUACAAGUACAUUGUGAUAGAGCCCACCCGAAUUGGAGACGAGACAGCACGCUGGAUCACCGUAGGCAAUUGCCUGCACAAGACGGCCGUGUUGGCAGGUACUGCCUGCCUCUUCACCCCAUUGGCACUGCCCCUGGAUUACUCCCACUACAUCUCCCUGCCCGCUGGUGUGCUGAGCCUGGCCUGCUGUACCCUCUAUGGGAUCUCCUGGCAGUUUGACCCUUGCUGCAAGUACCAGGUGGAGUAUGAUGCCUAUAAACUGUCCCGCCUGCCUCUGCACACGCUCACCUCCUCCACACCAGUGGUGCUGGUUCGGAAGGACGACCUGCACAGAAAGAGACUGCACAACACAAUAGCCCUGGCUGCCCUGGUGUACUGUGUAAAGAAGGUUUAUGAGCUCUACGCCGUAUGACUGCAGGAGAGGGGGACGAGAAGCAGAACCACGAGGCCCACAGGACUCAGAUCCCGACAGCAGCACUGGGUUUUCUCUGUGAAGCAGCAGCGCCUGGGAAAGUGUUUGGUUUAAUACUUGUUAUUUUUUUAAGCAAAAAUAACAGAUCAUGGGUGUGCCAGGGGUUUCUUCAGCUCAUUACACUAAGAUGUCUAUUUCCAUAACCCAGGAGUGGCUCCCAGGCUGUGGAAGUCUGACUGAGCAGUGGAGUAUGGAUAGGAGCCAAUGCUACUUUCUGAGGGGUGUGAACUUGCUGUGGGGGUGUCUUAAGUGUAUUGUUUAACUAUACCAUUCAGAAGCCAACCGGAAGCUAUUGACCAUUAAAAUUAUGAGAAUUUCAA